AUGAAGUGACAAUAGACUUCUGGUCUGCUUUUUGGGGUUUAUGAGGUUUUAGGGUUCAGCUUUUCCCGGAAGCAGCUGUUUAGGGUUUAUGAGAUUUUAAGAUAUUCGCUUUCGAUUCGAAAACCAUGGCUUUCUGGGGAGUGGAAGUCAGACCCGGAAAAUCUUUCACUCAUAAAUUUGAUGACUUGAAAGGACGACUCCAUAUUUCAAUGGCCACUUUGGGGGUUGGCUCUGUUCCAGCCAAAAGCAGACUUCAGUGUAAUGUGGGCAACAAUAGCCCUGUUUAUCUAUGUUCUCUGUCUUCUGGAACGAAUGAGUCAUUGCAACUUAAUUUGGAAUUUGAGGAGGUUGAUGAUGUCAUCUUUUCAGUGAUUGGUCCUCGGAGUAUUCACUUGUGUGGUUACUAUCUUGGUAGUGGCCGAAGAACCAAUACGAUUGAGGAGUCAGAAUCCUAUGGAGAAGAUAUUGCAAACACCGAGACAGAUAGAUCUGAUUGCAGCGGAGAAGAUGAGUAUGAGGAUAGUUUUAUUGAUGAUGAUGCGAAUCCAGAGGUCUACCCAGAAUCACGUAUUUCAAGUGAAGAGGAAGUUUCACAUGUUAACAAACGUAAAGGUAGUCGCCGCCGACUACAGAAGAAGCACCAAAGAGUAGAUUCAGAUGAUGACAGUUUGCCAAUUUCAUCUAUUUACAAGAGUAAAGCUUCUGCAAAGGUUUUGUCUGAGGAAAUGGAUGUUAGUGAUGACGGGAGACAAAGUGAUGCCAGCCACAAGAAUGGUGAAGAUGAUGGCAACAACGCUAUUAAAUCAAAUUCAAAAUCAAAAGCUGGCAAUGGUCCUCUAGAUGCUAAGACACAUAGGGAUGUUGCAUUGCCUGCCACUGUAGUAGGUCCUGUAAAAAGUGGAGGAACAAAGAGGAAAAAGAAAGAACAGGCUUCCAAAGAUUCACAUUUUGAAGAUGACAAUGCUUACUGUAGGGAGCCCAAAGCCCAGAGAGAGGCAGAGACUGAUAUUGCUAUCCCCAAAGUUUCUGAAGGAGAGAAUCAAGAUUUGCUGCCAAACAACAAAGAGAGUGGGGACAAUGGCACUCAUGACUUUCCUGAUGGAAAUCAAUCUGGUGAUGGAAAAAUGAAAAAGAGGAGGAAAAAAGACAAAAGUCAGGGGGAUGUAGAAGUUAAUACUUCUGACAUGCCUCAAUCAACUGUUAAUGAAGAUAUUAAGGCCGUGAAAAAGGAUGAAUACAUUAUGGCUGAUGCGAAGCCUUCUGAAGUUAAAACAUUGCCAAACGGUUUAGUUAUUCAGGAGCUAGAAAAGGGGCUAGAAGAUGGAAAAGUUGCUGCAUUAGGGAGAAAGAUUAGCGUCCUUUUCACUGGCAAGCUCAAGGAUAAUGAUGAAGUCUUUGAGACAAAUGUUGGUCAUGCACCUUACAAGUUUCGCCUUGGCAAAGGACAAGUUAUAGAGGGUUGGGAUGUUGGCCUUGAAGGCAUGCGAAUGGGAGGAAAGAGAAGACUCAUAAUCCCACCGUCCAUGGGGUUUGGUAGUGAAGGACACGACACAAAAGUACCACCAAACUCGUGGCUAGUUUACGACUUUGAAUUGGUUAAAGUCCGUUGACUGAAGCAACUGGUCAUGGCUGAUAUCAUUUUUUGGCUGAACUUGGAAAAUUUUGGGGGAGAAAAUCCUGGAGAUUCCAAGCUACACUCGUUAUUCUCUUUGUUGGGAUUGAAUCUGGUGCAAUAUAGCAGUAGGUAGUUUGAGUUUUUGUUGUAGAAAGAUGGCAGAGGUAUAUCACUGAUCGAAAUAUCAGGUUUUUAGUUCUUUUUCCCACUUGAAUGCCUAUGAGAACAGAUGAUUCGGGGGGGGGGGGGGGGACAAGAAGAAAACAGAAAUCUACUGGAUCCUGCACCAUCGAGCACAAUCAUUUAUGUUUGACCAUCGGUUAUCA
Neltuma alba is the source of this 1941-nucleotide messenger RNA. RefSeq names its product peptidyl-prolyl cis-trans isomerase FKBP43. Lineage: Eukaryota; Viridiplantae; Streptophyta; Magnoliopsida; Fabales; Fabaceae. Bases 126 to 1610 code for a protein of 494 amino acids. The record is from RefSeq and is a predicted model, not a curated record. Gene Ontology annotation, molecular function: peptidyl-prolyl cis-trans isomerase activity. The transcript has 11 exons.